UAUUUUUCAUAACAAAUGGAACAUGUGAUUUGUAGAACAAAGAGCGAAAAAAUUUUUAACAUGCUGUUUUAUUUGUUAAUUUCAGUUUUUAUCGUGGUAUAUGCUUCUGAGAGUGAGAAACUAUUUGGCGGAAGAUAUGCGAAAGAUGGGGAGUUUCCGUUCGUCGUAUCUAUCCGUGGGAAAAGUAGCUGCGCUGGCUCUUUAGUCACCUUGUCCAAAGUAGUGACCGCAGCCCAUUGCUUGGCGCUUUUCUUAAACAUGGAAGGCAGGUCUAUAGAUGUGAACGAAUUAUAUGUCGUAGGAGGAUCUGUCGAUUUAGAGAAGUUCAAUGAAGGAAUAGACGUAAGGGCAAUAAAUAGCAUCUUAGUGACUGGUGAAUAUAAGGCUGGAACACGAUUCGGCGGAAAAAUCGACAGUCACGACAUCGGCAUGGCGGUACUGGAUUAUCCAUUCAAAUCUGGGAAAAAUUUGCAAGUUAUGAAUCUAGUUUCUUGGAAUGCCACGAUAUUCAAAAAUAGCUGGGACGAAAUCGUUGCUAAGAGGACGAUUUGCUAUGCCAUGGGCUGGGGGACGACGACAUAUCAUCCCGACAGUAUGGGAAAAGAAACGAUUCCUGCUGAACCAUCUCUCAUUUUGAAAGUAAUCCAAGUAAGGCCUUCGGAUAAUGAAUCUUGCUCUCUGUUGUUUUCACGAAAAGAUGACUUGACGAUGUACGGGGAAAUCUGCGUUUACUCAGUUAAAAAACACGAGACGAUCUGCGACGGCGAUUCCGGUGGUCCGUUGGUCUGCGAUGGUCGCCCUUACGCACUACUCAACUACGGUCCGAGAUGUGGCACUACCUUGUCUCCACAGGGUUAUCUUCUGUUUUGGUACUACAUGGACUUCUUAACACUUAGCGGCAAUCAUUUGUUCAUAUCGAAAUGGCUGAUUCUCCUCAUAUUAUUAUUAUAUAUAUUAUGCAAUUAUAUUUAAAAUUCUAACAAUAAAAAUAAUUUUUACAAUA
Molecule: messenger RNA, 1003 nt
Organism: Cimex lectularius (bed bug)
Lineage: Eukaryota; Metazoa; Arthropoda; Insecta; Hemiptera; Cimicidae
Product: chymotrypsin-2-like
Exons: 1
Coding region: 16-972 (318 amino acids)
Biological process (GO): proteolysis
Molecular function (GO): serine-type endopeptidase activity
Source: RefSeq, a predicted model, not a curated record